UGCAGCAGCUUCUCCAGGAUUAAUCAGGCUUGUUUUUUCCUCAGUAGUGUAGAUGUCAUCCCAGCAUGCAGAGCCAUUCAGACCUCUCUCGUUUUCAUCAAACGGAUUAACCGUGUUGUGAUAAGCCGCUGUGAAUUUCCAUCAAGAAAUCAGACCAGCCCACUGGAUUGUCGCGCAGGGGACCAUUUCAGCUCCCCCUUCCUCUUUAUUUCUCCUCUUCUUCACCUUGCUCGUACUAUAUGCUACAUUUACAACCCUCUCCUCUCAAAUUUCGACGCAAGCGGACGUUCGCGGAGCAGCGACGGUGCGCAGCACAGAGAGCGGAGCGGGGCACGGCAGGCGGCGGGCACCGCGGAGCGACGACGCGGCAGCAGCCCUCUGUGUCUCUGUCUCUCUCUCUUCUGCUUUUUGCUGGAAACCAGUACACUGGAUGCUGGAUUUGUUUCUCAUACGGAUUUGGAUCGGGACUCGGGACAACUUCGCAUGGGACAAAACCCGCCUUCUUUCACGUCCGCCAGCGAUUUGUUUCGCCCGGCGUGUUGACGACGGCAGCGUAGAAGAGGGCAGAAACCGGAGGCUGCCGGAGGAGCGCAAUUGACAGAUACGGAGACAUGUUUAUACACGCGUUUCCGUCUACCAGCUGGUUGGAGGUAGAAGCGAACAAAGCGGCGUGUAAUCUGUUUUAAAACAACGUAAUAUUGGGAGCUGGUAAUGCAGAAGCGUGGGUCUGCUGAAACGGAGACCGGGGGGAAGAUGCUGUGAUGUUCGCUUUGCAUCGCAGGGCAACGCGUUGUAACGAUCGGAGCGGCGUGGAAUAAGGCACCGAGCCGCAACUUUGUUCAAAGGCCUCACAGACAGCAAAGUGCAUUUAUUUUUGGAGUGUGGUAAUUGAAUAUAGCCUGGAGUGUUUAUAUACAAUCAUCCCUUAAGCUCAGUGAUUUUUAUAUGAUUUACAGUUCAAACCCACAUCGUUGAUGUCAUUAAAAAGAUUAGUUAGCGAAUUUCUAAGUGGAGGCAGGUUCAAAAUUCCCUUAUGCAAAUCCAGUCGAUAACGAGAUAAACACACUGGGGGUGUGUUUAUAGUCCAGCAUAUUUAGUUUUUACCCCAGCGUAAAGGCAGCAGAGACGCUGCUCCCAAAGCACCGUGAGCUCUCUCCUGUCAAGGAAAGCCUCAAGGAAACUUUCAAUGGUUUUCCGAAAGUUGCCCGGUGUCUCGGCAUCGGGCAUGGGUCUGCGCCUGUCCCAGAAGUUCGUCUUUUUACUCUUCCUCUCGGGUUUGGUAACACUGUGCUUCGGAGCCCUCUUCUUUUUGCCGGACUCCGUUCGACUAAAACGCAUUUUUCUCUCCAAGACAGAAGUCCAGCCUGUCACCGUUGGCUCCGGGUCCGAAAACGAUGUCAGGGAGCACCUCAAAAGAUCCAAGGAGCUGGAGCAUACGGGGGGCAUGACCCCGGGCAAAGGAGAGACGAAGAGCCGCAAACCCUCCGUCUCCAACGAAGCCACCGAGGAGCGGCUGGCAGGGGGCAAAGCUCAGGAGGACCUGACCCUGUCCAGGUCCAAAGCGGAGUUGGAGGGAGCCUCCGACGGAGACCACGAUGCCAACUCGGAUACUUUUAAUUUCAAGAAGUUCCAACGGUGCCUGCUCAAACCUGCGCUGGGGAGAGACAACGGGAGGCCGACUGACCCCAGGACCAACGACCGCCGGGAGAAAGUCAAAGAGAUGAUGAAGUUUGCCUGGGACAACUACAAGCGAUAUGCCUGGGGCAAAAAUGAGCUGCGGCCUCUGACAAAAAAUGGCCAUAUCGGCAACAUGUUUGGUGGACUAAGAGGAGCUUCUAUUGUCGACUCGCUGGACACGCUAUAUAUUAUGGGACUGAUGGAAGAAUAUAAUGAUGCCAAGGAGUGGGUGCAGACUAGUUUGGACCUAAACUCGAAUGGCGAGGCAUCACUCUUUGAGGUGAACAUUCGUUACGUGGGUGGCUUGCUUUCAGCGUACUACCUGACAGGAGAGAAGCUUUUCAGAAGUAAAGCGUUGGAGCUGGGAGAAAAGCUCCUACCUGCGUUUAAUACGCCAACAGGGAUCCCCAGAGGAGUCAUCAACCUGGGGAGCGGUACCAGUUGGAGCUGGGGCUGGGCUUCAGCUGGCAGCAGCAUCUUGGCUGAGUUUGGGACCCUUCACCUUGAAUUUGUGCAUCUGACAGAGCUGUCUAACAACCCUGUCUUCAAAGAGAAAGUGAUGAGCAUCAGGAAGCUCCUGAACAAGAUUGAAAAACCUCACGGCCUAUAUCCAAACUUCCUCAGUCCAGUCAGCGGCAACUGGGUCCAGCAUCAUGUUUCCAUCGGUGGCCUUGGAGACAGUUUCUACGAGUAUCUGAUAAAAUCCUACCUGAUGUCAGACAAGACUGAUGAGGAAGCAAAGAAGAUGUACUACAGUGCACUGGAGGCAAUUGAAGCUAACCUGGUUCAGAAGUCCCCUGGUGGUCUCACCUACAUGGCUGAGUGGAGGGGGGGCAUCUUGGACCACAAGAUGGGUCACCUGGCCUGCUUCUCCGGGGGCAUGAUUGGCAUCGGAGCUGAUGAUGGAGCACCAGAGAAGAGGCAGCACUACCUUGACCUUGCAGCUGAAAUCACACACACAUGCCAUGAGAGUUAUACCCGCACUACCACUAGACUGGGACCUGAGGCCUUCAGAUUCGACAGCGGAGCUGAAGCUACAGCUACUAGACUGAGUGACAGAUAUUACAUCCUGCGACCAGAAGUCAUCGAGAGCUACAUGUACAUGUGGAGACUGACCCACGACCCCAAAUACAGAGACUGGGGAUGGGAGGCUGUUGAGGCUCUGGAGCAGCACUGCAGAGUGGAGUCUGGUUUCUCUGGGAUCCGUGAUGUUUACACCAUGACAGCCAGCCACGACAACAUGCAGCAGAGCUUCUUCCUGUCAGAAACACUCAAGUAUCUUUACCUACUCUUCUCUGACGAUGACCUCCUGUCUCUGGAAGACUGGGUAUUUAACACUGAAGCCCAUCCACUGCCCAUCAUCCGUAAGAGCUGCCUGCAGGAUGAAGUAACAGAGGAAAAGACGGUCUCUGAAUAAUACCGCUCAACGACUAAGAUGGUCACAGACAAAUCUGCACAAUUCAUGUGCACACAGAGUCAAAAGAAAUUGCAAACACAAAUUCAGUGCAGAUUCAGGGUCUUUUAAGAAGUGUGUGGUUGACUCUCAGUUCCUUUCCAGUAAAGGAUGUUUUCGUUUUAUGCUGUGAUUGUAUAUCCUUUCGCCGGGGUUCCUUCCUACUGGCACUUCUUUUUUGCGGACAAUCAAAACAAACAUGACUUUCAUGAAGAUAUACCUUUUUCUUUCCUUCUUUCCUCUGUGAGGAAACCUCUAUAACUUACAGACCCAAAUAUAUGGGAGAAGGUUUGAACAAUGGGCCAUUGUGUCAGAGAGAUACAAAACCACUUAAAUUUUGCUCAUCAUUUUAGUUUACCUUUAGUGAUGACAUUUUCCCUUUAGGCUUGUUUCUAGUUUACCUUCGUGAACUCUUUGGCCAAAGGUUUCCUUGCAUAUCUAUUUUCCUCUUUUAAAGUACAGUGUUUUGGUCAACUUUCAGAAAGGAUUUAAAUAAUGUACAGAUAAACACAAAAUGUGACUCAAAUCCACCUCGAAACUAAUUUUUGAUGUCAUGUUUCUUACCGAAACAAGGUUAAAUGAAUUUUUUAAAAGGACAGAGAUGUCAGGAAAGAGGCUUCAUCUUAUGCAUCCAGGGAGCACUUUUAAAAGAAAUGUGUUGUUUCUGGUCUGUGCUCUGGUAAUUUGUUUUCCCAACAGAAUAGUGUUUGCUCUGCCUUUCACAAUAAAAUGGAGCACUCUGUCCUUUCACUGUAAAAACAAAGCAUCAAGGAAAAAAAAAAAAGACACCUUUUAGCCAGUUUCAGAUGUUUCUCUUGAGUUUCUGCCUUCACAUACAUCCAUAGUGAUGUUGCAGGCUUUUAGGCUGCAGAGACAACUUUUAUUUUCCAUCACUGUUCUGUUAACAGUUGCGCUUCUGCACAGUCGUGGAGUGAAUCUGCUGUAUAUACAGAAGAGAUGAGUGGCACCUGUAUGAGCUUGUCUUGACUUUGGUUUGUCUCUUUGUCUCUAAAACAUCAGUGGUUAUUUUUUCUGGGUUCUCUUUGAUUUGCUUCCCUCAGGUGUUUCAGUAAAAAAAAAAAGAAAUCUAAAAACUUCUAAUUUUAAGUCUAGUUAUUGCUGAUAUUCAUUAUUGUUAUUAAUUAUUCUUACUGUUUAAUUUUACUUUGAUCGUUGAAUAUUUUGAAAUACCGAUUAAAAAGAAACUGUGCAACUUUGUACAUUUAAAACAA
Girardinichthys multiradiatus is the source of this 4362-nucleotide messenger RNA. Its product is annotated as mannosyl-oligosaccharide 1,2-alpha-mannosidase IC. Gene Ontology annotation, cellular component: extracellular exosome; endoplasmic reticulum; Golgi membrane. The coding region runs from base 1187 to 3094 and encodes 635 amino acids. Gene Ontology annotation, biological process: carbohydrate metabolic process; N-glycan processing. The transcript is spliced from 12 exons. Gene Ontology annotation, molecular function: mannosyl-oligosaccharide 1,2-alpha-mannosidase activity; calcium ion binding. The record is from RefSeq and is a predicted model, not a curated record. NCBI's taxonomy places the organism in Eukaryota, Metazoa, Chordata, Actinopteri, Cyprinodontiformes, Goodeidae.